Messenger RNA from Quercus robur (English oak), 810 nucleotides. RefSeq lists its product as uncharacterized. NCBI's taxonomy places the organism in Eukaryota, Viridiplantae, Streptophyta, Magnoliopsida, Fagales, Fagaceae. Gene Ontology annotation, molecular function: protein dimerization activity. The transcript is spliced from 2 exons. The record is from RefSeq and is a predicted model, not a curated record. The coding region runs from base 1 to 810 and encodes 269 amino acids.
AUGUUUGAUGCAACUUGCAAAGUUAUCAAUACUAUCUUUGAGGAAGGGGCUAAUUAUAAACAACGUGGUGAUGCCGAGGGAGUUUAUCAGGAUCUUUUAAAUGCCAUGCAUUUAGUUUCAACUACAAAAUCACUUAUUCAAAAGUUGAGAGAUGAUGGAUGGGAGCCUUUAUUUGCUAGUGUUACAUCAUUUUGUGGACAACAUGAAAUUGAUAUUCCUGAUUUAAAUGCUUGUUACACUAAAGCUCGAGGUAGAUACCGUCAUCAAGAUGAAGCUUUGACAAUAAUAGAACAUCAUUUAAGAAUUGACAUAUUUACAGUUGCAACCGAUUUUCAAUUGCAAAAAUUGAAUAGUAGAUUUUGUGAGCUAACAGCAAAUCUUCUCACUCUUAGUUCAGCAUUAAAUUCUAAGGAUGCUUUUAGAUCAUUCAAAAUUGAUGAUAUUUGCAAUUUGGCUGAAAAUUAUUAUCCUCAAGAUUUCACUGAACAGAAAAUUUGCCUUUUGAAGCAUCAAUUGCAACAUUAUGAGCUUGAUGUGACAAAACAUCUAGAUUUUCAUAACAUGGGUACAAUAUCUGAGCUAUGUAGGGGAUUAGAAAUUUUAGGGAAGUCUAAAUUCUAUCAUUUAAUUGAUAGACUGAUUUGUCUUAUGUUGACUCUCCCAGUUUUUAUAGCAACUACAAAACGAGCUUUUUCAGUUAUGAAACUAUUAAAAACAAGACUUCGCAAUACAAUGGAGGAUGAACUUUUGACAGAUAAUAUGAUAGUUUAUAUAGAAAAUGAAAUUGCUGGGAAUUUCACAUGGAAAUGA